This is a messenger RNA of Lolium rigidum, 617 nucleotides long. RefSeq names its product aldehyde dehydrogenase family 3 member H1-like. Gene Ontology annotation, cellular component: cytoplasm. Gene Ontology annotation, molecular function: aldehyde dehydrogenase (NAD+) activity. The record is from RefSeq and is a predicted model, not a curated record. Gene Ontology annotation, biological process: aldehyde metabolic process. NCBI's taxonomy places the organism in Eukaryota, Viridiplantae, Streptophyta, Magnoliopsida, Poales, Poaceae. The transcript is spliced from 3 exons. Bases 106 to 522 code for a protein of 138 amino acids.
UCCUCCACGCUAUUUAACACAGUCCGCGUGGCGCGUCAUGCCGCAAGUUAACCUCCACAACGUGCGCACUUGGUGAGCAGCUAGCUCCUCCGUCUGUCUGUCUCCAUGGGAAGCAUGCCGGAGAAGCCCCGCCAUGGCUUCGGCAGCCUGGUGACCGGCCUGCAGGAGGUGUGCGAGAGCGGCAUCACCAAGGACCUGGCGUGGCGGCGCUCGCAGCUCAAGGGGAUCAUCAGGCUCCUCACCGAGAAGGAGGAGGAGAUGUUCGACGUGCUUCGCGAUGACCUCGGCAAGCACCGUGCUGAAUCCUACAGAGACGAGAUUGGGGCUCUCGUCAAGUCCGUCAACCACACGCUGCGAAACCUGGAGAGAUGGGCGGCGCCCGAGAAGGUUCAAGCGCCGCUGGUUUCAUUCCCGGCCACCGCGCUCGUGGUGCCCGAGCCGCUCGGCGUAGUGCUCGUAUUCUCCUGCUGGAAUUUGCCAUUAGGUGAGACUAACUUUUUUGUUGUACACUAUAAAUGUUGAUUCAUACGGUACAUAUUUUGACAAAUUGCGACAUAGUAGUACUCCCUCCGGCGCAAAUUAAUUGAUUUAGCCAUAUAUUAUGUAUUCAGUACAAG